Chrysemys picta bellii (western painted turtle) is the source of this 3960-nucleotide messenger RNA. Lineage: Eukaryota; Metazoa; Chordata; Testudines; Emydidae. The record is from RefSeq and is a predicted model, not a curated record.
UGCAGGUAAAUCGGAGCAGCGGAAGUAGCAGUUUUUGCUCUUUCUUUAAUUCAACCUUAAACGUUUUGAUGUCCACGUGCAGAGAUGGGAAUGCAACAUUAUCACUGGAGGAAUCAAUUCUCCGAUUCAACACCCUCCUGAACAGCACCUCCCUCUGGGAUGGCGGAGACAGGGGGGACGUGGGGUCAGCCGUGACAGUCCUGCUGCAGAGCGUAGAACUGGCCGCACUGGCCACUGCACUCCGAUCUCCGGAGAGGACACUGAACAUGACGACAGAGUCGAUGGCUGUCCAGACGCGGCUCGUCACAGGGAACUGCAGCCAGGACAGUGAGGUCUUCACACUGAGAGCUCACGAGGAGACGAUGGAUGUGCACUGUGAUACAGUCCCCAGGGCAGCCACACAAGCAGGUUUGGGGGCUGUUGCUUUUAUUUCCUACUCCACCCUGGACUCCAUCAUCACUGCGAGACGUCUCAGCGAGGGAAAUCUACCGGCUGGUGGGAAGCUGGAGAAGAGUCAUCUCAACUCCAGGGUGGUGAGUGGGGCCGUCGGAGAUGGGAGACCCAUUAACCUCUCCAGACCCGCACACUUCACCCUGCGCCACAGACAGGUCAAAAAAGAGGAGGAAGAGGCUCUCUGUGUCUACUGGAAAGUAGUGGCCGAGAGCGGCAGCUGGUCUCCGGACGGCUGCACCGCCGUGCACACGAACAGCACUCACACCAACUGCAGCUGUGACCAUCUCUCCAGCUUCGCCGUCCUAAUGGCUCCCACCAGAGUGAUGGAGAGUUACACACUGACCAUCAUCACCUACGUGGGACUGAUCCUCUCCCUGCUGUGCCUCUUCCUCGCCAUCCUCACCUUCCUCCUGUGCCGCUCCAUCCGCAACGUCAGCACCUCCCUCCACCUGCAGCUCUGCCUCUGCCUCUUCCUGGCCGACCUGCUCUUCCUCACCGUGGUUACCCGCACCCGCAGUCAGGUGGUGUGUGCUGUCAUUGCUGGCCUCCUACACUACCUCUUCCUGGCCUGCUUCUCCUGGAUGUUCCUGGAGGGGCUGUUUCUCUUCCUCACCGUCAGGAACCUGAAGGUCGUGAAUUACACCAGCGCCAGCCGGUUCAAGAAGAGAUUCAUGUACCCGUUCGGCUACGGAUUCCCAGCCCUGGUGGUGGCUAUUUCUGCAGCGGUGAAUCCUGACGGCUACGGAACUUCCAAACACUGCUGGCUCAGCCUGGACAGAGGCUUUCGUUGGAGCUUCCUGGGUCCAGUCUGUGCCAUAAUCCUGAUAAAUAUAACGUUCUUUACCGUGACCCUGUGGAUCCUGAGAAACAAACUCUCCUCUCUCAAUGCAGAUGUGUCCACCGUCAGAGACCACAGGUUACUGACCUUUAAAGCCAUCGCCCAGCUCUUCAUUCUGGGCUGCACAUGGAGCCUUGGUCUCCUCCAAGUCGGCCCAGCAGCCACGGUCAUGGCGUAUUUAUUCACCAUUGUCAACAGCCUGCAGGGAGCCUUCAUCUUCCUGGUGCACUGUCUCCUCAAUCGCCAGGUGAGAGAAGAGUACAGGAGAUGGAUCAAGAGAUUCAGAAUGUUCAGUACAAAGUCUGAGACAUACGAUCUCUCCAUGUCUGCUGUCCCCACCACCAGCACCAACACGGAUUGGCAGUGCAGACGGAUCAUCCCCAAUGAGCUGUCAGUGCAGACGGAUCAUCCCCAAUGAGUAGUCAGCACCGUGAAGAAUUUCCCUUGGCCCCAUUAUCCCUAUGGGUCAGGGAUCCAGGGGCUCUGAGCAUCACCUCCUAGAGACAAUGCACCGGUUUGCACAUUACACUCUUAGUGGCUUUGGAACCUAUUGUCAUUUUUCUGCUUUUCUUGCCAAGUGUAACCCUUCUGCCAGGUGGAGUCGGCAGCAACCCGGUCCAGGUUCAAUACCUAAGGGUUCCAAUACAAAACAGAACCAGCUGGAGCCCCCACCCAGCAACCUGGGAAAACUUCAGACCACCUCAGGCACCUCCAAGAGGCAAUACGUCCCCUCUGCACUGAGUCUGUGUAUAACAAAGAGAACUUUUAAUAAAAAGGGGAAAGGAACCUGGCAGUAAUCUGGGAAAGCCCACAACCACUAUUCGAAAGCUUGUGACCAUGAGUAAGGCUAAGAUAUUUUUAGUAAAAAUCACCCACAGGUUGCGGGAAAUAAACAAAAAUUCACGAUAGCCUGUGAUCUGUCCUGACUUUCACUAAAAAUAUACUGACAAAACAGGGAGGCGGUUCAGCUCAGCGCCACUGCUGCUGGAGCUCCAGGGUCCCCCACCACCAUGGCAGUGAGUGGGCGCUUCGAGGAGCUCCAUGCCACCUGUGGGAAGUGGAAGCUCUAUGGUCCCCCAUUUCUCAUGGGGGAUGGGCUGCUGUGGGGUACCCUCACCCCCUGCGGUGGCUGAGAGCUCCAGGGGGUCCCUCCUCUUCCUGGCAUGGCUGGGCAACUGCAGAGGGUCCUCCGUCACCCACCAUGGGGGAGUCGGAGAUGCUUGGUGAUGGAGACAGCCUUCUCCCUGCCGCUGCUGCACCCUACGCGGCCCCUUUCCAAGGCAUCAAGAAGAUCAGCAUCGCGGCUGAGCCCAUGGGAGAAGACAAGUCCGGGCAGUGGAGCCUCACAAGGUGACGUAAUCGUAGCCUUAGCCAUGAACAAAAUUCUACCCCAGAAUAUAUUGGGCAAUGUCCUUUGCCUCAGUUUCUCCCCUUGUGGUGUGAAAGUCCAACAAAUUCUCCUUUAACCUGCCUUUGCCUUUUCCCUCCCCUGCACCCCACUCACAGCUGCUGUCCCUGGCUGGUGAAGACCCAGAGUUCAGAGCGUUCAUGUGAAUUAAACUCCUGCUGGAGGGGUGGGAGGUGGGGAGAUGCCGUCGAGGAAUGCCUCGGCUGCUGCUGCCAUCACCACAGAUACAACCGAGGUCUGGUCUGAACUACAGACCUAUAUCGGUGUAACUAUGUUACUCAGGGGGGUGAAAAAUCCACACACACCUGCUCCCGGUGUGACAUAGUUUUACCAGCCUGACCCCCUGUGUAGACACCGCGGUGACAUUCUAUACUCUAUGUGCCCAGGAGGGCUGGACAGAGUGCUGUGUAGGGAGAGCUUAAGGAAAGCUUUGUGGGGCUGCAAGAGGGCAGGUGACAGGAUGAUGGGGGUAGUUCAUGGAGAUAUACGUGCAGCGAGGUAGAUGGCUGUUGCCCCUGGCUCAGCCGUCCGGCCUGCAGAGGGGUUCAGCUCUGGAAGACGAGUCGGGCCCUCCGUGCUUCCCUGGGAUACACGGUUGUCCCAGUUUUCCUCUGCUGUUCCACCGGGAGCCCUGAGAUUCUCAAGUGGAGGGGGGAACCAAUUCUGAGACCGUCCCAUCUGCAAAGCCGGGAGGGGACCAGGAUAACAUCACUGCUGAAGCAACAAGCCGGCUCGUGCCCUGUGCGAUGUAGUUAUAUCCAUCUGACCUCCAGUGUAGACAGCACUGUGCUGGCAGGAGAGCUUCUCCCAUCAACACAGCUACCACCUCUCAGAGAGGUGGAUUAACUACACCGAUGGAGAAGCUCUCUCCCGUCAGCAUAGAGCAUCUCCAUUAAAGUGCCACAACACCACAGUUGCCUCGGUGCAGUUGUGCUGAUGCAGCAUGUUAAGCGUAGACGGGCCCUAAGGCUCAGCGGCUAGACCUGGUUCUCAGUGAUUUCAGCUCUAGCGAUCACUUAACAAAACAAAGAUUCUCCAGUGUGUCUGAUCAGCUCUGCCUUUACAUAGAGACGGGGGAGAGGGUCAAAUGGCAUCUAGGACACUUUAGGCAGAGCCAACACCCCCAAAUACAGACACCUGUCCAGACCCUCUUUCACUCUCACUCUCACAGGAGUACUAAUGUGGACACGAGAACGAAUGGAUAUAAACUGGCCGUGGGGAAGUUUAGGCUUGAAAUUAGACGAAGGUUUCUGACCGUCAG